Paramecium tetraurelia is the source of this 2835-nucleotide messenger RNA. RefSeq lists its product as uncharacterized. Gene Ontology annotation, molecular function: metal ion binding; metalloendopeptidase activity. The transcript is spliced from 8 exons. NCBI's taxonomy places the organism in Eukaryota, Ciliophora, Oligohymenophorea, Peniculida, Parameciidae. Gene Ontology annotation, biological process: proteolysis. The record is from RefSeq and is a predicted model, not a curated record.
AUGGAUUAAGAAUUAAUAAUCAGCCCAAAUGAUAAAAAAUAAUAUUCUUUAACAACACUUCCAAACCAAUUAGAAUGUCUAAUAAUAUCAGAUCCAAAUACAAAAAUAUCUGGAGCAUGUUUAGAAAUAUGUGUAGGAUGGCUUGAUGAUCCAAAAGAAUAUUAAGGCAUAGCUCAUUUUUGUGAGCAUAUGCUUUUUAUGGGAUCUGAAAAAUAUCCAACCUAAAAUGAUUAUACCUCCUUUAUCUAAUUGAAUUCAGGAUCAUACAAUGCAUCAACUUGGCUUCAAAGAACAAAGUACCAUUUCAGUAUUUAGAAUGAUGCCUUUGUUGGAGGUUUAGAUAGAUUUGCAUAAUUUUUUAUAUGUCCUCUUUUUGAUAGUAGUUGUAUCGAAAGAGAAAUGAAUGCAGUGGAAAGUGAAUUCAAUUUGUCCUUAGCUGAUGAUCAAUCAAGACUAUGGGAAAUCUUUGUUCAAUAAAGUGAUCCCGAAUCUACCUUUAAUCGUUUUGGCUGCGGUAAUCUACUUACUUUAAAUAAACCUGACAUAAGAGAUCAGUUGUUAGCAUUUUAUGAUAAAUAUUACUGUUCCUCCUUAAUGAAAUUAGUUGUUUACACGGAUAAAAGUAUCCAGGAAGUUGGAUAAAUAGUUCACGAUAUUUUUUCUUUGGUCCCAAAUAAGGGUCGAAAUAAGCCAUUACAUCUUGAUAACCCUUUCAGAGGAUAAUUUCCUAAAGUUGAUGUAGUUGGAAUCAAAUAAGAAGAUUAUCUAUUCUUGAACUUUGUCAUUCCUAAUUAUGAGGACAAAUAUUUAGGACAACCAGAAAGCUAUAUUACUCAUGUCUUAGGACAUGAAGGCUAAAACUCAUUGGCUUCUUUUCUUAAAGAUGAAGGGCUUGUCACUGAAUUAAUCGUUGGAUCUCAAAGGCUAAAUGAUAAGGUCUCAGAGAUUUAUUUAGAAAUCGUUUUGACAGAGGAAGGAUUCCAAUCAUACGAAAAAGUCAUAGCCUUUGUGUUCAAAUAGAUUGAGAAAAUCAAGGAAAAAGGAGUCAAAAAGGAAAUCUUUGAUGAACUUGCCUAAAUUAAGCAUCUUGAAUUCAAAUUUAAGGAAAACACAUCCUCUGUUUUAGAAUACAUUGAAAAACUCAGUGAAAACAUGCACAAAUACCCUAAAAAUCAUAUUAUUUAUGGAGAAUAUGCUUAUGAAAAGUAUGAUCCUUAAUCUAUUAAUGAAAUACUCAAAUAUCUUAAUCCAAAUAAUAUGAUUAUUUUCCUCAGAAGCCCAAACUUUGCUGAUGAAAAAGAUAAUGAAGAUUUCAUUACUGAGCCCUUCUGUAAAACUAGGUAUAGAAAAUAGUAAAUUUCAAAUUCGAUCUUUUAAAUUAUUAAAAAUUGCAAUAAUUUAAAGGGAGUCAAAACACAAAAAAUAAUUGAUAUUUUCCCUCCAAACCUAUAUCUCCCACAAAAUUUUGAUAUAAUUAAAGAGACUGAUGAUAAUGAAUACCCAGUUAAGAUCUUUGAAAAUGAUUAUAUCAGAUGCUUCUAUUUGAAAGAUAAUCAAUUUCCUAUAUGCAAAGGUUCUUACGGGAUUUAAUUGUUUCCAAAUUAAGAUUUUGUGACAGAUGAAAAUGAAAGGGUUUUAUUUGAUCUAUGGUCAAAUAUAUUCUAUUCUUAAUUUGAAGAAACUCUAUACAAUGCAGAAUGUGCAGGAAUCUCAUACAAUCUAGAUUCAGCCUAUAACUGUGUUUCUUUUAAAGUACAUGGAUUUAAUGAUAGCAUUUUAAGAUUUUACAAAGAUUUUAUUCAAUAUUUAUUAGAUUUUCACAAAUAACCAAAAAAUUAUGUUAAGAAACAUAUAUUUCAUGUUCAAAAGGAUGAUUUGGAAGAUAGAUAUGAGAAUUAUUUUAUGAAAAGCCCAUAUGAUUUAAAUUCUAGUUAUUGGAAAUGCAUGGUUUAUAAAACAGGAAAGUUUAUGAAAGAAUAAUUGACUGAAGUUGAAAUCAAAAUGAAUGAUUUCAUCUCUUUCACUGAAAAACUAUUCAAAACUGUAAGAAUGCAAAUAUAUAUUCAUGGCAACAUCUCAAAAGACACUGCCUUGAAUUUGUGUUAAAUUACCCACGAUCUAUUUUCUGAAUUUUCAUAACCCAACAAAUCGAUACAACCUUUGUAAAUAAUGAAGAUUCAAAAAAAUUAAACUUUUAAAUUUGAGAAACUAAUUACAGAAAAUCCUGAUGAACCUAAUUCAGGCUUGAGGAUAUCAUAUUAAGGAGACUAAUCGCUUGAUCCUACUCUUCUUUUAUAUUUUGAUUUGCUCAAUUCAAUCAUUUCUGAUCCAUUUGAAAAUUAACUUAGAACAAAUGAGUAGCUUGGAUAUGUAGUCUAUACAAAUAAAAGCAAUAGAAGAGGAAUACAUUUCUUUAAUUUUAUUAUCAUAUCAGAAACUAAGUCAACCAAAUAUAUUGCUAACCGUAUUGACACUUUUCUAUAAGACUUUUUAGCUAAAGAUUUAGCUGAAUUUAAUGAAGAGAAAUUUGAAAAGGUCAAACUGAGUUAUUAUAAAGACUAAUCAUAGGAUUUUUAAAAUAUGAAUGAAAAAUUCAAAGAUUUUUGGAAUGAGAUUUUGAUUAACUAAUAUGAUUUCGAUAAAAAAUAAAAACUAAAAGAGAGAAUAGAUUCAAUAACUCAUGAAAAAUUCUUAACCUUUGUUCAAAAUCUAUUUAAGGACUCAAAGAGACUAGAAAUUCAUAUUGUUAAUAAAAGGCAUUUAGAUUGGGAAUUAGAACAUGAAGAAAAAAUAACUGAAUGUGAAUGGUACAAUGAUUUAUUUUAAUUAAAUUGA